This is a messenger RNA of Vitrella brassicaformis, 1780 nucleotides long. The record is from the annotation of a GenBank genome assembly. Lineage: Eukaryota; Vitrellaceae.
GCCCCCCACACCACGCCACGCCAGGCCACCACACACAACAGACAGCUCUCAUUUCGUCACAUGCACACCAUGGCUGGCAGGCGCACAAAGUUGGCCCCGUGCAGUCACGACAGAAACAUCACCAUGCACCAACUGCCGCCUCCCUCCCCCAUGUGUGUGUAUACGAAGAACACGGCAGGGACACAAACAGGUAUGUAAAGUGCAAAGGACCGACAGACAGGUCGUCUGUCUGUCUGUCUGUCUGUCCUUCCCUCACUGUCUGGAAUGACUGUGUGCGAUGGCGGCCUGUUUGGCCCCCUCCAUCCCAAGUUCUCUCACCGAGAAACACUUGGCCCUACUCCUGCCGCCCUGGUGCCAUCUGUCCACCCAAUGGUUGUACGCCCUGUUGUAGUAGACGCCCUUGACGCCGCCCUGGUGCUCCAAUCGCUUCGGCAACACCGCACGGCCGGUGCGCUCCGUCUCACGACGAUGCCCCUCGGCCAAGACCUGACGGAUGGAUGGACACACAUAGGGAGAGACUCAAUGAGAAAUGGAGAUAAGAGGGAAUGGGCGGCGUCAUGCUCACCUUGGCUCCGUCGAAGCCAUGGUUCUUGAUGUAGAAGUACUUCCUUUUAUCUUUUGUGCCGCCCUCGCCGCCCUGCGCCUCAUGCUCCCUCCAUGUGGCCGACCAAGCCUGCCGCUUCUUGACGGCCGACCGAUGCUCUGUGCAAAUAAAAUUGGCAGGUGACCGUGGGGGGGUGGGGGACAGGCAGGCAGACACUUCUGGCCCUUGUCGCUCACUUCUUGCUUACCGGCCUUGCUGCUGGUGGCCUUUCUGCGCCGGCGCUUGGGAGGAGGGCCGCGGUCUGUGGACGAGACCUCAGGGCUGUUGCCGCCGCCACAGGGGGAGGGGGCAGGGAUAGGGGGUCUUGGCACAUGGAACUUCCGCGAGUCUGAAUAAUGACACACACACAGACAGACAGACAGGUAGCCGGCAGAGAGCCUAUAUGAGAGCAUCUUGGGGUCCCUUGCUAAGUGCUGUCUGACUCACCACUGUUGGGGUGCACUGUUGUCAGCGCGUCGGUAUCGGGGAGGGGAGAUGGGCGGUCUCCAUCCUUUCUGGGAUGUCGCCGCGGUGCCCUGCUGGCCUGGCCAGCCAUUUGCCCUGUAUCGUCACCAGACGGCACCUUCGCACCUGUAUCGUCACACACACGAAGGGAUACAUACCAGCCAGCGAGCAAAUGACUGAGACGCACGCACCUGUCGGCCUCCACCGAAUCGCCCCCGUCUGCUGGCCGGCCACCGUCACUGUGACGAUCUCAUACCGACCGCCACUAGGAGGAUCGCUCGCACGCACACCCUCCAGCAGCUUAGUCAGCAUGGCCGCCUCACACUCACCACCGAUGGCGUCGAUGUCAGCGGCCGACUCACCGGCUGGCCGCGCCUCGCUGCUUCCAGAGGGCCGCGCCGUCGAAUCAAACGAAGUCGGCUGCAGUGGCAGCACUGUGUCUGAGUCGUCAGGGACGAGCUCCUCGUCAAAGGCACUCUCAUCUCUCACGCCGGAGUGUCGCUGUGCCGACGCUUCAUCGUGAUGCAGCGGACAGCCUGAUGAAGGCCGCCAGUCGGUGGGUCUUUUCAUUGCAGAAUCAUGAGUCUCCCCUGCCGACGCAGCCGAUGCAGUGAUCUGACUCUCCCGCGGCAUGGGGCGGUCGGGAGAGCGCUGGAUCUUUGAGAAGAGCAAAGCAGCUAUGCCACAGAGGCUGCUGCACCUGACAACCUCCAGGUUAGCUCGCAAGGGCAU